AUGGGACAGCUGCCGCCAGCCCGACUCACCCCCGCUCGCGCCUUCCUCAACACGGGGGUCGAUUACGGCGGCCCCAUAUCGCUUCGGUCAUGGAAGGGACGGGGUCAAAAGUCCUACAAGGGUUGGUUGGCUAUCUUUGUCUGUAUGACCACCUCAGCCGUGCAUCUCGAGGUGGUAUCAGACUACUCAGGCGAUGGAUUCCUAGCGGCAUACAGACGUUUCUCCAGUCGGCGCGGGAUCGCUCACUCCUUAUUUAGCGGCUGCGGUACCACUUUUCUCGGCGCUGAUAAGGAGCUCAGGAGACUAUUUUCAGCAGGAUCAUCCCAAUCUCGACAGCUCGCCCAGCUCCUCAUUCAAGAUGGGACCCAGUGGUCUUUCAACCCUCCAAGCGCACCGCACUUCGGAGGCAAAUGGGAGGCGGCAGUGAAGUCGGUGAAAUAUCAUCUCACCCGGACUAUUGGCGAGGAUCUGCUCACCGUCGAGGAACUCACCACUUUGCUCACCCAAAUUGAGGCAGUUCUCAACUCACGGCCGCUUGAACCGCUCACGGAUGAUCCUGACGACUGCUCGGCUCUGACCCCCGGACACUUCCUCAUAGGCCAGGCUCCUACGACUCUUCCAGAGCCAUCAUUGGAGAAUCUUAACAUCUCUAGACUCUCCCGAUGGCAGCUCAUCCAACGAAAACUUCAAGGGUUCUGGAAGAGAUGGUCCACGGGGUACCUCCAACGUCUUCAGGCCAUAUCCAAGUGGCACCACCCGACCCACGUCAUCAACGUCGGCUCCUUAGUCUUACUCACGGACGAGAGGUUCCCUCCAUCAAAGUGGCCCCUCGCCCGAGUGACCGCUCUACACCCUGGCAAGGAUGGGCUUACGCGAGUAGUCACGCUCCGGACCGCUCAGGCGACGUUAACGCGCCCAAUCGUGAAGCUCGUGCUCCUGCCAGUCCCAACGUCAGGGACCUAG
Diachasmimorpha longicaudata is the source of this 963-nucleotide messenger RNA. RefSeq lists its product as uncharacterized. Gene Ontology annotation, molecular function: nucleic acid binding. Gene Ontology annotation, biological process: DNA integration. The record is from RefSeq and is a predicted model, not a curated record. The coding region runs from base 1 to 963 and encodes 320 amino acids. The transcript has a single exon. Lineage: Eukaryota; Metazoa; Arthropoda; Insecta; Hymenoptera; Braconidae.